This is a messenger RNA of Zingiber officinale, 3312 nucleotides long. Its product is annotated as kinesin-like protein KIN-UB. NCBI's taxonomy places the organism in Eukaryota, Viridiplantae, Streptophyta, Magnoliopsida, Zingiberales, Zingiberaceae. Gene Ontology annotation, molecular function: ATP binding; microtubule motor activity; microtubule binding. The coding region runs from base 236 to 2983 and encodes 915 amino acids. Gene Ontology annotation, biological process: microtubule-based movement. The record is from RefSeq and is a predicted model, not a curated record. The transcript is spliced from 19 exons.
UUGCCCUUUCUGACGUCGUUUGAUUUGAACUCUUCGCCUUCUCUCACUCUUUUUGCAUCCUUCAUCUGCAAUCGCCUCCUUCCUGCUUCCAUCUCGUCUCUAGUCUACUCUCUGCGACGCGAUCGAUCAGGGAGAAGCGCUUUGCUGUGCUGUCGAAGUAGCAGAGUCGGGGAAGGCGCAGGCGAAAGGGGGAAAGGAGGUACAUUUCUGGUUUCUUCUUAUUUUUCUCGGGGAUAUGGCAUCGGGGAGCUACCGGAAUGGAGGCGUCAAGGUGGCCUCCAAGCUCGACCGAUUGCCGCCGUCCUCCGCUGGCUACGCCACGCCUAAGCCUUCUGCCAAGUCCAGGCCUUCAGCUGCCGCAGCCGCCUCCCGCCGCGGCGUUUCUAUGGCUCCUCCCGCCAGUAGGGCUGGUGGAGAUCCCGGAGUUCCUGGAAGAGUUCGUGUGGCUGUAAGACUUCGGCCUCAAAACGCAGAGGAGAUGAUAGCAGAUGCUGAUUUUGCUGACUGCGUGGAGUUGCAGCCAGAGCUCAAAAGGUUAAAGCUCCGUAAGAAUAAUUGGGAUUCAGAAACUUAUGAGUUUGAUGAGGUGCUGACAGAAUCUGCCUCACAAAAACGUGUAUAUGAAGUUGUUUCAAAACCAGUUGUAGAGAGUGUUUUGGAAGGGUAUAAUGGAACAGUUAUGGCCUAUGGACAGACAGGCACUGGCAAGACUUUUACUCUUGGAAGACUUGGAGAAGAAGAUACAGCUGCCCGAGGCAUCAUGGUCCGUGCAAUGGAAGACAUUCUUGCAGAUACAUCUCCAGAGAUUGAUUUUGUUUCAGUAUCAUAUCUGCAGCUUUAUAUGGAAAGCAUACAAGAUCUUCUCACUCCUGCAAAUGACAAUAUUAACAUUGUAGAAGACCCAAAGACUGGGGAUGUUUCACUUCCAGGUGCAACGAGUGUAGAAAUUAGAGAUCAAAAAAGCUUUAUGGAGCUCCUAAGAGUAGGAGAAGCACACCGUUUUGCUGCUAAUACAAAGCUCAACACAGAAUCAUCUAGGAGUCAUGCUAUUCUGAUUGUACAUGUCAAGAGGUCAGUGAAAGGAAGACUUGAUGCUGACCAAAAUUUUCAUGGUGAAAAUGGCAUGGCCUCCAAUUUGGUAUCAUCCUUCAAGCCGCCAAUUGUUAGAAAAAGUAAAUUAGUUGUUGUGGAUCUUGCUGGUUCUGAAAGGAUUGACAAGUCAGGAAGUGAGGGGCAUACUCUAGAAGAAGCAAAGUCAAUAAAUCUAUCACUGAGUGCUUUAGGUAAAUGCAUCAAUGCACUUGCUGAAAAUAGUCCUCAUGUUCCAGUUCGCGAUUCAAAGCUUACAAGACUUCUUCGAGAUUCAUUUGGAGGCAGUGCAAGAACUUCAUUGGUGAUCACAAUUGGCCCAUCACCUCGCCAUAGAGGAGAGACUGCAAGCACCAUAAUGUUUGGACAGAGGGCAAUGAAGGUAGAGAACAUGGUCAAACUAAAGGAGGAAUUUGAUUAUAAAAGUUUAUGCAGGAGGCUUGACAUUGAGCUUGAUAAAUUAAUUGCGGAAAAUGAAAGGCAACGGAAAGAUUUUGAAGAUGAAAUUGAGAGAAUUAAUAUGGAAUCAGAGAGCCGAAUUGCUGAAGCAGAAAGAAUCUACAUAGAUUCUCUCAAGAAUGAAAGACUGACGUACCAGCAAGAUUAUUUGGACUCAAUAAAGAAUCUUGAGGAGAAGUGGAAAUGCGAUGUUGAGAAAGCUCGAAUAGAACAUCAGAAUCUUUGUCUUGAAAAGGCACAUAAUGUAGAGGAUCCAUCAACAUCUACCUCAGUUGAUGUUAGCGAGGUUAGACAGUUGCAUCAGAAUGAUAAGUUGUCACGGCAGUCUAUUGAGGAUGAAGUUAACAAACUUAAAAGUGAAGUGUCACAUUGGAAACAUUUAGAGGAAGUUGGAAAUGCUGAAAUUCUGAAACUUCGCAAGAUGCUGGAGAGUGAAGCUAGUCAGAAGCAGAAACUUGAAGAAGAAAUAGCAAUGCUGAAAAGUCAAUUAUUGCAAUUAAGUUUCCAGGCAGACGAGACUAAGAGAAGCCUUGACAGAGGUGUGCCCUCAAAAUUAUCAACAGAAUUUGACUCCCUUGUUUCUCAAGCUAGACAUUCUCAACUUAGAGAUUCAGCAUAUGGACCUAAGGCUUCAAUUGCUAAACUAUUUGAGCAAGUGGGUUUGCACAAGAUACUGUCAUUGCUUGAAUCUGAAGAUCUUGAUGUUCGAGUUCACGCGGUGAAAGUUGUAGCAAAUCUAGCAGCUGAAGAAGCAAACCAAGAGAAGAUUGUAGAGGCUGGCGGGCUUACAUCAUUACUAAUGCUUCUAAGAAGCUCAGAGGAUGAAACUAUACGUAGGGUAGCAGCUGGUGCAAUUGCUAACCUCGCAAUGAAUGAAACCAACCAAGAGCUUAUCAUGGCUCAAGGCGGCAUUGGCUUGUUAUCUGUGACUGCUGCUGAUGCUGAGGAGCCUCAGACGCUUAGAAUGGUUGCUGGAGCCAUUGCUAAUUUAUGUGGGAAUGAUAAGCUACAAAGAAGGCUUAGUAGGGAAGGUGGCAUCAAAGCUUUACUAGGUAUGGUUAGAUGUGGACACCCUGAUGUUCUUGCACAAGUUGCUCGAGGCAUUGCCAACUUCGCAAAGUGCGAGUCUAGAGCUUCUACUCAAGGUGAAAAAGGCAGGCGAUCUCUUUUGAUAGAGGAUGGAGCUCUCCCUUGGAUUGUGAAAAAUGCCAAUCAUGAAGCUUCGCCUAUCAGACGCCACAUUGAGCUCGCGUUAUGCCACUUGUCUCAGCACGAAAUCAACGCAAAGGACAUGAUCGGCGAGGGAGCAUUGUGGGAGCUCGUCCGUAUAUCUCGUGACUGCUCACGAGAAGAUAUUCGUCUGCUCGCCCACAGGACUCUCAUCUCAAGCCCCGUAUUCCAAUCCGAGCUGAGGCGAUUGUGUAUUGAAUUUUAAGACAUAAUGUGUGGCUGUGUGUUGAUCAGGUGGUUCGAUCGAUUGUGAAUUGUGUCAUGUUGCAUCAGUCGCGGGGGAAGUUAUGCGACAAGGCACCAGGAAUGGCUACUUGGAGUUUUCAGUGGAGGCAAAAAUUCAUAUCUUUGGAGAAGAAAACAGAAUACAAGUUCAUCGACAUUGUAAAUAGUUGUUUGUUCCUAGUCAUCACUGAAGAUUAAUUUUUCACUAAUCACUUGUAUCUUAAAUAUGCAUCUGUAGCAAAUAGAGAAUGCGAAUUAACGGGUGUUCUUGAGAUUUUGACAGCAAUUAAGUUCAUUCUUUUUUUAUUA